GGAACUCGAAUAUCAUUUCGACAUGACAGCAAUCCUUCGUUAUCCAAAUCCAAAAGUUUGAACGCCGCCGUACCGUGUUGUACUUCCCCAAACGAACAUGUUGAUGACGUGCGUCUGAUAUUUGUACAGAAAAGUAUCAUGCGAAGUCUGUGCUUCAGACAUCCUCCUGGCGCUUUUUUAUUUGUUAAAUAUCAGGCUUGCUUUUGCCGUCGUCAUGCCUUGCGCUUUAAAACACUCCUCCGAUGUGAAGUUGCUGCUAUGUACGGCCGCCCAUGCAGAGACCACGUUCACGCUGAUUCUCCUCUACGAUACGACAUACCCUGUGAUAGGUGUUAUUGCUAAGCCUCGCCAUAUAAUAUUAUCCGAACUGAUGUAUAGGGUAUCGUCUCGCUAUACGUUCCCUUCGUUAGAUCGACGUUUUCCCUACCUGGCAAGCUCUUCCACCUUCAAGGACCACCUCCACCAACCCUGGGCUCCAUUAUGGCCAUCACUACCUCAACCUAAUAGGCUGUCCUUC
Molecule: messenger RNA, 517 nt
Organism: Serpula lacrymans var. lacrymans S7.9
Lineage: Eukaryota; Fungi; Basidiomycota; Agaricomycetes; Boletales; Serpulaceae
Exons: 3
Source: RefSeq, a predicted model, not a curated record